AUGGGAGAUUUCAUCGACGCGGACGUGAUGGAUGAAAUGCCCGAUGUGACAGCGGUCGUGGCGCGGCCGCUACCGGUACCCAACGCCCCAUAUCGACCACGCAAGUACCAGCUUGAAAUGCUGGAAGCGAGUAUGAAAGAGAAUAUCAUUGUUGCGAUGGACACCGGUAGCGGGAAGACCCAUAUAGCCAUCAUGCGCAUCAUGGCUGAACUGCAAAUAUGCGCAACAGAACAGAUGGUCUGGUUCCUCGCUCCAACUGUGGCACUGUGUAUGCAACAGCAGGAAGUUAUCGAGUCGCAGAUCCCGAACGUACGGAGUCGGGUAUUGACUGGCAAAGAUGAUGUCGAUCGGUGGACUAAGCAGUCGAUCUGGAACAACUUCCUUCGAGGUGUUCGCAUAGUAGUAUCCACUCAUGAUGUGCUUUGUGAUGCGUUGAAUCAUGGCUUUGUUCAGAUUUCACAGCUGGCUUUGAUGGUCUUUGAUGAAGCUCACCACUGCCGACGUCGCCACCCGGCAAAUAAGAUCAUGCAGUAUCACUAUCACCCCAUACGCCAGAGGCUUGGACCGGAAGCGGUUCCCCGAAUCCUAGGAUUGACAGCCACUCCGAUCGUUCGAUUCAGGAAGAAGGAACUGGCGGCCAUAGAGGCAAAUAUGGAUGCAGUGUGCAAAACACCGUCUCUGCAUCGUGACGAAUUGCUUCAGUGUAUACAUCAACCUCGUCUUGACCUUCUCACAUAUACCCCAGACCAAAGUGAGCACGGCAUUGGAAGCCAGUUGCUGCUCCCGCUCCAACGAUGCAUUGAAAACUAUGAUAUCGAAGAGGACCCGUCCGUCGAGCUGUUGCGUGAAAAUAUAGACCAAGACGAACACCUCGAAUUCGUCCUCAGGACAGGAGACACAUACUGCAAAGCACAACUCGACCGGUUCUUUGAACGGUGCUGCCACAUAUACGACGAACUUGGCGGCUGGGCAACGGACUACUUCAUCGAUGCGUCCAUCGACCAGCUGCGAAGCUCGAUUGAAAACGACGAGGCAAUGCCAGACCUGGACCGAAUGGAAAGGGUUUAUCUUCUCAAAAUGCUGGCAGAAGUGUCUAUGCCUGACGAUGCGAUGGGCGACUUCCACGUCUCGGAGAAGCUGACGAAGUUGCUCGAGUAUCUGGAUGAACAGGAUAACCCAGACCCCUCGAGUAUUAUCUUUGCCAGACGCCGUGUCGUUGUCACUGUCCUCACGCGUAUCCUGUCUAUCCACCCGAGGACAAAGGAGAAAUUCCGAUGUGCUUCGUACGUGGGGUGGUCGAGGUCUAGUAACGAGGUCGAGAUCCUCGGGGACUUGCUGUCUGAAGAUAUGCAACUAGGAACCCUCGCCGAGUUCAAGUCAGGCAGGAAGAACCUAAUAGUCGCGACCGACGUUCUCGAGGAGGGAUUGGACAUUAGCUCAUGCAGCUUGGUGAUAUCUUUCGACAAACCUUCAAGUUUGAAGUCGUUUAUACAACGGCGGGGCAGAGCAAGGAGUGAGAACUCAGCUUUUGCGAUUCUCUCACCAAUGAGAGAUGCUUUGUCCAAUGUGCAGGAGUGGCAAGAGGUUGAAAAGGUGAUGGUGGAUGCGUGCAAGGACAAACAACUCCAGGAAAGUGAGCUGGAAAGUGAGAAAUUACGAAAGGGCUCGGCGGGGCCCACGUUCUGGGCGCCACAGCAUCGCAUCGUCACAGCUAUAAAUGCCUGUCUUUCCUUGGACGACGCUUUUAAGCAUCUCCAACAUUUCUUCAGUUGUCUUUCCCCCGACGACCGAGGCCGCAACUUUUACCCGGUGUCAAUCUACCAGCACCAAGAUACUCGACUGUUUCAAGCAACAGUUACCCUCCAUCCGACCCUCGAUCCCUUGACACGAACUGUGCGAGGUCUGACUUGGUGGCCCACCGCAAAGGGUGCCAAAAAGGAAGUUGCUUUCCUCGCCUACAAGACCUUGUUCGAACAAGGUAUCGUCGACGACCACCUCCUCCCAGCAGCCACGAGUACCGACACCAUGGGAGACGACGACAAUACAGGGAGCUCUCAGGAGGUGGAAGAUAUCUUCCGCCGGCUGGCACGUUGUUGGUCACUCACAAACAUGUACUUCGCGACGACGAUCACGUUCUCGCUGAAUGGUGUCGUGGAUGAUGACCUGACUACAGUCAUGGUUUUGCCAAGAGCCAUGACUAUGCCGAAACCGUUUACCCUCUACUGGGACAUCGAACAGCAAUACGUUGCUUCAUUCAGCGCACCUACGCGUAUUAAAGGUGUUACGAAGGAUCACAUCUACUGGAUGCGCAAGGCGAGUGCCAUUUUCGACCGCGGCUCAAGAUCACGCAGCUCUGCGCGUCUGGCUCCAGAGGAUCCUGUGGCUCCGUUCGUUCCUAACAUCCCUCUAGACGCCCUGGAGGGGUGGGUACGGGAUCAUGAAGCCGAACCAGAGAGCGUGAUCGAGCUCUAUCGCAAGGACCCAAACUCGCUCCCCACAGGCGUCAUCCGUGAUAAGAGCGCGUAUGCCGAGCCACGCCGUGCUAUCAAGUGGGUUGUCGAUGAACAGAAGCGCGAUGUUUACCUGUACUGUGAAACCUUUGCCAAACGGGUAAACAUCCUCAAGAAGGAGUCUUUGUACCAGGAUCAAGAGAGAGCCCAUAAGCCGAAGGAGAAGAGGUACGAACAUCUUCCCGCCAGCUCAUGCACAGCUGAAAGGCUUUCUGCAAAGUCUGCUGUUAUUGGACGCUUCAUCGCACCCAUCCUGUUUGAAUUCGAGAGGACAGCAAUCGCAUACGAAUGGCUCCAUGGUACAUCUCUGUUUCGGAGACAACUGAAUUUUAGUGAUAACGUUACUCCUGUCAUUACUGCUUUGACAACGCCGAGGACGUUACUCAAACCGGACUACGAGAUGUACGAGUUCUUCGGAGACGGAGUUCUCAAAUUCGUUGCGAGCUGCCAAGCCUAUUUCGAUCACUUGUCCUUUCCCGAAGGCAGACUGUCGAAACAACGUGAUAAGAAUAUCAACAAUCGGUACCUCGCCGCGAAGGCGACCGAUAAGUUCAUUGACAGACACGUGUUUAACGAUAGGUUUGUGCCAACGGAUUGGAAAAUGCCCUCCAUCUCUGGAAAGAUUGCCCAGGGACGACGUUAUCGCGAUAAAGAUUCCCGCCUCUCUACGAAGACCCUCGCGGACGUUGUCGAAGCUUUUUUCUGGGCAGCUUAUGUUGAUGGAGGCAUCCAGAAAGCCUCGAUUUGCAUAAACUUGUUCAUCAAGGAGUUCGACUACAAUGCCCUCACGGAAACGGUUGCGAUGCUUGCUACCGUUAGCGGACCAACCGGGCAUCUGCAGUCGACCAAUAUGCAAAUCCUCUCGAACCUUCUCGGCAGUUACCGUUUCAACAACUGGACGUUGCUGGAGCAAGCACUUACCCCGUCAUCGGUAACUUCCGAUAUCGAUCGGAAUUACCAGCGUCUCGAGUUUCUGGGUGACGCUGUUCUGGACAUGCUCGUCAUCUCAGAACUCGAUAGCCUUCUCUCGACCAAGACUGACGUUCGACCGGGUGCGGUGACACUCCUGAAGCACGCCGUAGUGAACGGUAAUCUGCUCGGUUUCCUCUGCAUGCGACACCGGGCUCAAGCAGACAGCAUUAUGCCAUGGGGCGGUGCUAGUCCAACAAGCUCGGAGCCGCAACCCCUCUACCGUUUCCUCCGCGGACUCGAUGAUUUCAUGAGCAAGCCGAAUGUCGAGGACUGUCUCCAACGUUACGAUCAGUUUAACCAGGCGGCGACUGACAAACUCGCGAACGGCAGCGAGCACCCCUGGGUUGAAUUGCAGGAGAUCCGUCCAGUCGACUUGCUCUCCGACAUUGUGGAAUCUGUACUUGGAGCCAUAUUUGUCGACUCGUGUUUCGACCUUACCCCCUGCAGGCAGUUUAUGGAGGCACUGGGCUUUUGGGAGAUCCUCCACCGAUACAUCCACCAGCAAGUGGAAGUGCGGAAUCCGCGGAACAUCGCGGCUGCAAUCGUCAAGAAUCAGUGGGAGGUGGACUUCGACUACCGUCACAAGGUAGUCCCCCCAAACAGAGAAUCCUGGAGCGUUACUGUUUUCGUUAGGCACCGUAUCUCCAAGCAGAUCGUCAAUAUGUCCACUGACGAAUCUUCUGACAACAAAGACGCGGCAACACUUAGGGCCCUGGCAAUCGCAAUUCCCGAACUGCGCAAGUUCGAGGAACAACGUGCCUUGGAUGAAGCUGGUGUCGAAGAAGAUCGGAGGGCCAACAAACGGCAGCGCGUCCGGGAUCGAAGAGCCCGAAACAGAUCGAGGAAGGCAAGCCUGUCGCAGCAGCCAAUGGGCGGACAGUCUGAGUCUACUGGCAGUACCCGAACAACAGGUGACCAGGCCCCAGUCCCUGACGAACUAUCUGCAGGAAGGGAAGCGGAAAAGGGGCCCGAACAGGGGGGGCCAUCAUCAACAAGCCCGCCACCAACAAGCCAAAAGCCAAUAACGCGGUCCUCAGGCCCAUCACCCACUCACCUGCUUGGAUCAAACCCACCUCCACCGAGCCCACCUGGUAGCAGCACCUCUGGGGGCCUUCCAUAUGGCCCGUCAGUCUAG
Penicillium argentinense is the source of this 4617-nucleotide messenger RNA. RefSeq names its product putative RNA helicase/RNAse III. Bases 1 to 4617 code for a protein of 1538 amino acids. Gene Ontology annotation, biological process: siRNA processing. Gene Ontology annotation, molecular function: RNA binding; ATP binding; ribonuclease III activity. Gene Ontology annotation, cellular component: nucleus; RISC complex; cytoplasm. The record is from RefSeq and is a predicted model, not a curated record. Lineage: Eukaryota; Fungi; Ascomycota; Eurotiomycetes; Eurotiales; Aspergillaceae. The transcript is spliced from 5 exons.